Messenger RNA from Hylaeus volcanicus, 818 nucleotides. It is a transcript of the gene Pfdn6, whose product is annotated as prefoldin subunit 6. The record is from RefSeq and is a predicted model, not a curated record. Bases 217 to 606 code for a protein of 129 amino acids. Gene Ontology annotation, biological process: chaperone-mediated protein complex assembly; protein folding. Gene Ontology annotation, molecular function: protein-folding chaperone binding. NCBI's taxonomy places the organism in Eukaryota, Metazoa, Arthropoda, Insecta, Hymenoptera, Colletidae. The transcript has 4 exons. Gene Ontology annotation, cellular component: cytoplasm; prefoldin complex.
AUAUUUUUAAAUGCGUAAUAUCUAUAGCGGUAACGCGAUAAAUUAGGUAAAGUUUGAAACUUUGAAAGACUAAUUCGAUUAGAAAGGAUAUUCAUAUGUAACAUUUACCAAUCCUUUACGGUUCAAUAAAAUAUAUUUGCUACACGGUUCGUGAAAAAGGUUGUUGCGAGACAUUCUUCUUUUGACAUGGUAUGAUAAUAUUCAAAUAAGACAAACAUGACGGAAGAAAUUCAAAAAAAUUUAAAAACAGAAAUAGACAAAUAUAAACAGGUUCAAAAAGAUUACCACAAAGCAUUGAGUCAAAGACAACAGCUGGAUGGGCAAUUGAAUGAAAAUAUUGCGGUUAAGAAAGAAUUGGAUCUUUUGAAAUCUCAAGAUGAUGUUUUCAAACUAAUUGGACCAGUUCUAAUAAAACAGGACUUGGAAGAUGCAAAGCAGAAUGUUGCUAAACGGAUGGAAUACAUCCAGUCUGAAUUGAAACGGGUGGAGGAAAUGAUAACUACAUUAGAUAAGAAGCAAGAUACGCAUCGGGAAACAUUAGAGAAGUAUCAACAAAUGUUUGAACAGGCUCAGGUGAAAGCAAUGCUUUCUCAACCAAAGGCAUAAUUUUGCAUUUGAAAUCUAAAGGAAUUGCAACAUUAUAUCAAUGUCAUUCUAUCCUUGAUCAAGAAAGAAGAAAACGAGGAACAAAGAUUACCUAAUUGCAAAAUAAAUUGAAAGUUUGUUACUCUUAGAAUACACCUGCAUUUGUAUGUAUCUUAUAGGUUCAAAGGCUUAUUGCCUUUAAAAAGUUAAUAAAUUCAGUCACAACAUUGAAA